Molecule: messenger RNA, 1791 nt
Organism: Lineus longissimus
Lineage: Eukaryota; Metazoa; Nemertea; Pilidiophora; Heteronemertea; Lineidae
Product: short/branched chain specific acyl-CoA dehydrogenase, mitochondrial-like
Exons: 1
Coding region: 77-1354 (425 amino acids)
Cellular component (GO): mitochondrion
Molecular function (GO): acyl-CoA dehydrogenase activity; flavin adenine dinucleotide binding
Source: RefSeq, a predicted model, not a curated record
UAGAGUCGUUCUGGCAAAUUUUCCAAAAAUUAUAUCAUAAAACACCUAAAAAAGCAGGUUUAUAAGGCAACCAAACAUGAAUUUCUUAAAAAAUGUUGUCCAGUCGCCAUUUACUAGGUCAGUACUUCGAGCCAGUAUCCUUCGACCAGCAGGUGUGACGAUGAACAGUCAAGAAGUAGGUGUGAAGUUCAUGUCUUCACAAGUUGGGCCAGUUGACCUACUUUCUGAUGAAGAACAAAUGAUGAAAGACACUGUCAGAAAAUUUGCACUUGAAAAAGUUGGUCCUCUGGUGCGGGAGAUGGAUGCCAACUCUCGCUGUGACCCAUCGAUACUUGCCGGCCUGUUUGAAAAUGGCUUUAUGGGGAUGGAAAUCGAUGAAAAAUAUGGCGGCCCGAACUGUAAUUUUAUCAUGACGAUGGUCGUGAUUGAGGAACUCGCUCGUGUUGAUCCAGCUAUUGGGACACUUUGCGAUGUUCACAAUACGGUUGUAGCGAAUCUCCUCAACAAGGUGGCGUCAGAUAAACUAAAGGAGAAAUACCUACCUCAGCUAUGCACGGAUAUGGUUGGUAGUUUUUGCCUCUCGGAAGCCGGAUCUGGUAGCGAUGCAUUUGCCUUGAAGACAACAGCUGUUGAGGACGAUGGAAAUUAUGUCCUCAAUGGGACAAAAUUGUGGAUUACGAAUGCAGAACAUGCCGGUAUCUUUAUCGUUUUUGCCAACGCUAGUCCGAAGGACGGAUACAAGGGGAUUACCUGCUUUGCUGUUGAUCGGGAUACUCCCGGUCUGUCAAUCGGAAAGAAGGAAGACAAAAUUGGUAUCAGAGCUUCCAGCACUUGCCCUGUCAAUUUGGAUAAUGUCCGGGUACCAGCAGACCAUAUCGUUGGAGAAUUAGGACAUGGUUAUAAGUACGCUAUUGGUCUUCUUAAUGAGGGACGCAUAGGGAUAGCAGUACAGAUGGUUGGACUUGCUACCGGUUGUCUUGAAAAUACAUUGGCCUACACUAUGGAAAGAAAACAAUUUGGUCAAAGAAUUUGGGAUUUUCAGUCAAUGCAACAUCAGAUUGCUCAUGUGGCGACGCAGAUUGAAGCAGCUCGGGUUCUUACUUAUAAUGCAGCAAGGCGAAUGCAAGCGGGUCUUCCAUUCGUGAAGGAAGCGUCAAUGGCCAAGUAUUUUGCAGGUGAAGUUGCUACCCUGACGACUUCAAAGUGUAUGGAAUUCAUGGGCGGUGUAGGAUUCACCAAAGACUAUCCGAUUGAAAAAUAUUACAGAGACUGUAAGAUUGGAACGAUAUAUGAAGGCACAACCAACAUACAGUUGAACACUAUUGCCAAGUGCAUACAACAGGAGAAGCAUUAGUGUUUCUUGUUUACAUGUGUUAUCAGUGCGGUGUUCCUUGGUUUUGUGUGUGUAGGGUACUAACAAAAGUGACAUUUGCAAUUUGUUUUCAUGUUGUGUUUUCUGUCUUCCACCAUAUCAGGGGAUGUUUUUGGAAAUACCGGUAAUGAGUACAAGAAGUAAGUUAAAUCAUGCUACAUUUACCUCUUUCUUGUGAUCAUUAGGCCUAUCACAGGGACUUUUGCCCAAGUCGUGAUAAUUGUAAUUAUGAAAAGUGUAAUAUAUAUGACAUCAAUAAUAAAUAAAGACUAGUCUUUAUGCUGUGUGGCUGUGACUAAUUGAAGUAAUUUGAUGACCAACCGAAGAGCAACUAUGUACUUGGAAUCUUCUCUAUAUCUGAUCAUACUAGUAUAAUGUACAUGUACAUGUAAUAUGUGAAUAAAUGCACAAUAGUACCC